CAAACUUUUACCCUUUGAAGAGGUGAAAUCUGCAAGCAAGCCAGGUGCUCUUGAAACAGCCAGGGCAGAUCUACAGAAGUUGUACAAGCGCUGGGCCAUUAAAAAUCACCCCAGUAGACGAGUCUGCCAAGAGGCCAGCACACCUGAUGAUGAUGUUAGCUCCUUCAUCGCCAAAAUGUGGCACGAGAUAUUCACUGCCACAGAGGACAAGGGUCAGAAAGCAUGGCACCUGCUGGAGAAAUUCCACAAAGUGCUUCCCAAGGCGCUGAUGCUAGAGAACCUGGGCAAAGCUGAGCUGGACAACUUCACAGCUGAAGUUGAAGUUCUGAUGUCAGCAGUGCUUCAACACAAUGAUAACAUCAAUGGUAAGAUCGACAACAUUCAAAUCGACGAGGAAACAUAUCACAACAGGUUUCCUGCAGAGGUGGAGGUGAGGGACGACGUGGAGCUGUCGCGUAAAGUUUCCAACAUUAUAUGGAGUGAGAUCCCCCGGAGUCUUGGCCUGGGAGACCCAGUGAUUGUCACGGAGGUUUACCUCAGUGCAUCUGGGUUUCACACUGAGGGCCAAGCAUUCCAGGUGAAGGAGUGCACUGGGCACUACAUCACUAUAGAGCCCAUUGUCAAAGGCGAUGAUGACUUUGUCAUUAAACCUGAUGUUGUUGUAAACCUAGAGUCCUUGCUAGAGGUUGUGACAGUUAGGAGGGAAUUACUUCAAGAUGAGAUGUGCCUUGAAAGUGUGGAAUGCCACGAGCAUUCUUAUGGUGGUAGCAAAGUACUCAUGAGCUAA
This is a messenger RNA of Branchiostoma belcheri (Belcher's lancelet), 787 nucleotides long. RefSeq lists its product as uncharacterized. Lineage: Eukaryota; Metazoa; Chordata; Leptocardii; Amphioxiformes; Branchiostomatidae. The record is from RefSeq and is a predicted model, not a curated record. The transcript has 4 exons. The coding region runs from base 176 to 787 and encodes 203 amino acids.